This is a messenger RNA of Neoarius graeffei (lesser salmon catfish), 1157 nucleotides long. It is a transcript of the gene tmem41aa, whose product is annotated as transmembrane protein 41aa. The transcript is spliced from 5 exons. Lineage: Eukaryota; Metazoa; Chordata; Actinopteri; Siluriformes; Ariidae. The record is from RefSeq and is a predicted model, not a curated record. Bases 35 to 856 code for a protein of 273 amino acids.
UUGUUCUGCACUUCCUGGUUGUGUUUCUGUAAACAUGCGCUCUAUAGUGGGGUUAGCAUUUAUAAUUUUAAUUUCUACUUUAUAUCUGUAUUGUCUGUCCUCUUAUCUCCCUCCGGUACCGAGUCUCAUCCAACAGAACCGAGUGGAAGCAGAGGAAGAGCCGGGAGGAGAGAGAGAAGUGAUCAGGUCAGAGUUACAGUUGAAGUUCCCAUCUGAUCUGCAGGAGUUAAAGCAGAUGGCCGGGUUGUUAAAGUUCUAUAAGAGGGAACACAGCGGCUUUGUCCUACUCCUGUUCUCCAGCGCUUAUCUGUACAAACAGGCCUUCGCCAUCCCGGGGUCAUCGCUACUGAACGUCCUGGCGGGGGCGCUGUUCGGACCCUGGCUGGGUCUUGUGCUGUGUUGUGUUCUCACCACUGUAGGAGCCUCGAUGUGUUUCCUGCUCUCCCACUUUUUCGGCAAGCAGUACAUCAUCCGCAUAUUCCCAGACAGGGUCGCCCAGCUGCAGAGAAAGGUGAUGGAGAACCGCAGCAGUUUGUUCUUCUUCUUGCUGUUCCUGCGUUUAUUCCCCAUGAGUCCAAACUGGUUCCUCAACAUGAGUUCUCCAAUCGUCAACAUCCCGCUCACAUACUUCUCACUCUCCGUUCUCAUCGGUCUGAUGCCGUAUAACCUGGUGUGUGUACAGACGGGCGUGGUCCUGUCUGACCUGUCAUCUCUGGACAACGUGUUGUCAUGGAGCAUGGUGCUGAAGCUGCUGCUCAUCGCCUGUGCUGCCCUACUACCAUCCGCCCUCAUCCGUCACUAUGGAAACGCACACAAACAUACAGCAUACACACAGCCGGAACAGAAAGAUCGCUGAUGUACUACACUCACGCACAGUUUACACUGGACUUUUAAAUGUUUGUAUAGGUGCUAUAUUACUGUGUGUGUGUAUAAUUUUUUUUUUUUUAAUGUCAUGUGAUCACCUCAUGAUGAAUGGACCAGUAUAAAUACUUCAAAUGAACUUGCAAUAGAAUCCAGUACAUCUGUUGAACAACAAGCAAAGAUUCAGCGAAUAAGAAAUCUUUGUUAUAAAUGUAAUUAAAGGCAAAACUAGUUUUUGACUUGUUACUAACUUUAACCCUUACCUCUGUACUUAUAUACACAAGUGGAAAACAAAA